GGUAAAAAGAGGAAUGAUCUUACAGGAAAGAGCUGGCAUGCAGGGACUACUAUAUAUAUAUAUAUAUAUAUAUAUAUAACCUUUAUAUAAUCGUAUAGCGUGGGUACCCGAAUGCAAAUGAAACGGAUUACAUUUGUUUAAAUAUCCAUCAGAUUUGAACAUACUGAUUAAUCGGUCAAUGACUGCUGGUCUUGUAUUUCAACACCAGAGGGCGCAAGAUCCUCAUGUUUUGGACAAGCGUCUUUGAGAGCUGUCCGCUGAAUUUUCCAUCGUAAACACCUUCGGUAAGUGAUGACAUCAUUGGGAGGGUAUAAUUUUGCCCGGCUUCCUGGCGUUAACAAGCCACAAAUCUUCAAAUGUACGCGUGUAAACAAAUCGUGAAGUUUAGAGUACAUAAAACAGACACGAUAUCCGUUCACGUUAGAGCCAACAGAUAUGCGUCCGCUGUUAAAAAUAUACGUGCUUGGUUUAUGAAGUAAAAUUAGUGUCGCAAGGGUCAAAACAGUGCUUUGGUGUAAAAUAAAUAACUCAAAGACGAUAUGAGGAGUAAGCGCUUCAGUGUUUCACGCAAUUGACCGCUCGGUACGGUGGCCUACCUAAUCAGCACACCUGAAUGCCGUCAAGCAGAUUGCUUUCCAGUACAGUUUGCAAAAAAGUCACGUCUCUCUCUCUCUCUCAUUCGUGGUCUCUCUCUCUCUCUCCAUCUAUGGAGCCCUCCCUCCCUCUCUCACUCACUCCCUGGCUGGUCCUAUCAUGAUAAUUGGUUCCAAUUUGAGAUCUUCCCAAUGACAUGAGCAAAAAAGCGGCUUCUCUGGGCUGCGGCGAGACCAUGAAAAAGAAAGCGAGCGGAUGCGGGAGCGGCCAGAGCAUCACAACGGGGGCCGCGGCCGCUAGUCACGCGAGUGGAAAAAGUAGCAAAGGCUGCUUCUCGUUCGUCUCCGCCGCUGCUGCGGGUCUGAAGCCCGGCGCGGGCAGCGCAGCCCUCAUGGACGAAGCGGAGGACGGCGAGGAGGAGCUCAAAUUCCAGCAACCUCGACUGCGCCGAGCCGGUGGAAGUGGCAGCAGCAGCAGCGGUGGGGGUGGCGGCGGCGGCGGUGGAGGCGGUAGUAUACGAAUGAAAAACUUCUCGUCGGGAGGGGGAGUCGCGUCGACGCAGAGCAAGAACUUCAACAACAACGAGCUCUGCCUAUUGCAAGGCGAGGGGACCGCACGUGCCACUUCCGUAACCACCCCAACUGCUGCGAGGUCUUGCCUGGGAGAUGGCGCCGGACGUGGAAGCGCGAACAGAGUUGGAGGCGGGGACGCGUGCACGGGCGUAGCGGUGACCGGUGUGACUACAAGUGCUUCGGGUGACGGUCGCGGGAGCGCGGCACCCAAUACUACAGACAUGAAAUGCAACAAAAACGGAGAAUGCCGGCGGGAUUCUGGCGUGACCGGGAGACAGAGCCCGGUCACAUCCAAGCAGGAGAAGCAGAGUGUCGAUGAAGUUGGAACUGGGGCUGGGAGUAAGCGACCUUCCUGCAACUCCACGGCCGCCAGUGCGGACGGCUCCACCGGCGGGUGCUUGGCACAGGGGCAGGGGGGCGAGACCGCUUGUCCCGGCAACGCUACUGCUCCGGCUGUCUCCGACAAAAAGGACUCCAAGGUCUCCUUCUCAAACGCGCCCAGUCGAAAAGCGUCUUAUGCUGUGCACGUCCCGGGCCAGACGCAGCAGCCCAGGAAUUCGGUCACGUUCCUGAAGUCCGAGGACGGGCCGCAGAUCGUGACCGAGGAUGGUGAGCCGAGAGGCAGCCAGGCUAGUUUCAUGCAGCGGCAGUUGAGCAGCAUGUUGCAGCCGGGAGUCAAUAAAUUCUCCCUGCGUAUGUUUGGAAGUCAAAAGGCGGUCGAAAGGGAACAGGAACGGGUUAAGUCCGCAGGCAAUUGGAUCAUUCACCCGUACAGCGAUUUCAGAUUCUACUGGGAUUUCACGAUGCUCAUGUUCAUGGUGGGCAACCUGAUCAUCAUCCCCGUGGGCAUCACCUUCUUCAAGGAGGAGACGACCACGCCCUGGAUAAUCUUCAACGUGGUCUCCGACACCUUCUUCCUGACGGACCUGGUGCUCAACUUCCGCACGGGCAUCGUCAUCGAGGACAACGCCGACAUCGUGCUGGACCCCGACAAGAUCAAGAUGAAGUACCUGAAGACGUGGUUCAUCGUGGACUUCGUGUCCUCCAUCCCGGUGGAUUACAUCGUCCUGAUCGUGGAGAGGGGGAUGGACUCGGAGGUGUACAAGACGGCCCGAGCCCUGCGGAUCGUGCGCUUCACCAAGAUCCUCAGCCUGCUGCGCCUCCUGCGGCUGUCCCGCCUCAUCCGCUACAUACACCAGUGGGAGGAGAUCUUCCACAUGACCUAUGACCUGGCCAGCGCCGUGAUGCGCAUCUUUAACCUGAUCGGCAUGAUGCUGCUGCUGUGCCACUGGGACGGGUGCCUGCAGUUCCUGGUGCCCAUGCUGCAGGACUUCCCCGAGGACUGCUGGGUGUCGCUCAACAGGAUGGUGAACGACUCCUGGAGCGAGCUGUACUCCUUCGCCGUGUUCAAGGCCAUGAGCCACAUGCUGUGCAUCGGAUACGGCCGGCAGGCCCCGGAGAGCCUGUCGGAUAUCUGGCUCACCAUGCUGAGCAUGAUCGUGGGCGCCACCUGCUACGCCGUCUUCAUCGGGCACGCCACCGCCCUCAUCCAAUCGCUGGACUCCUCCCGACGCCAGUACCAGGAAAAGUAUAAGCAAGUGGAGCAGUACAUGUCCUUUCACAAACUUCCGGCCGACUUCCGGCAGAAGAUCCACGACUACUACGAGCACCGGUACCAGGGCAAGAUGUUCGACGAGGAGAGCAUCCUGGAGGAGCUGAACGAGCCGCUGAGGGAGGAAAUCGUGAACUUCAACUGCAGGAAGCUGGUGGCGUCCAUGCCCCUCUUCGCCAACGCGGAGCCCAACUUCGUGACCGCCAUGCUGACCAAGCUGCGCUUCGAGGUCUUCCAGCCCCGGGACUACAUCAUCAGGGAGGGCACCAUCGGCAAGAAGAUGUACUUCAUCCAGCACGGGGUGGUGAGCGUGCUCACCAAGGGCACCAUGGGAAUGAAGCUCUCCGACGGCUCCUACUUCGGAGAGAUCUGCUUGCUGACGGGGGCGCGCACCGCGAGCGUUCGGGCGGAGACGUACUGCCGCCUGUUCUCGCUGUCCGUCGACAACUUCAACGAGGUGCUGGAGGAGUACCCCAUGAUGAGACGGGCCUUCGAGACCGUGGCCAUCGACCGGCUCGACCGCAUAGGUAAGAAGAACUCCAUCCUGCAGCACAAGGUGCAGCACGACCUCAACUCGGGCGUCUUCAACAACCAGGAGAACGAGAUGAUCCAGGAGAUCGUCAAGUACGACCGGGAGAUGGUGCAGCUGGUGGACCUGCAGCGCUCGCGGGCCAUGUCCAUGACCCCGCCCGCGCACGGGGGCAUCUUCGCCCCCCCCGGCCAGCCCCCCCCCGGCUCGGCCAUCGCCAGCCUCCAGCAGGCUGUGGCCAUGAGCUUCUGCCCGCAGGUGGUGAGCCCGCUGGUGGGGAGCCCGCUGGUGGGGGUGCCGCUGGGGGGCGGGGCGCUGGUGGGGGCGGGGCCCGUGCCCUCCCCCCGCAUGGUGCGCAGGUUCCAGGUGGUGCAGAGCCUGGCCAGCCCCGUUUCGGCCUCCCCCCUGCAGUGCCUGCAGUUCCCCCCCGGCGCCGCCGCCUUCGCCUCCGCCAUGUCCAGCCCGCCCGUCCAGAGCCCCCUGGCGGCCGGGGGGGGGCGGACCUUCCAGUACGGCUCGGCGGGAACCUCCGGCUCCCAACUCUCCCUGGUGCAGCACCACGCCCCCAGCCCCACCCCCCGCCCCGCCCCCCUCAAGAGCCCCCUCCCCCUGCAGGCUGGCGGCCUGGGUCAGGCCGGGGCCGCGCUCUCCGCCUCUCAGCUCUCCCUCCGCCAGGAGGGGGCCCCGCCCACCGCCCCAGGCCCUGCCCCUGCCAGCUCGCCCCCCUCGCCCCGCGUAUCCUUGGCCUCCACGGGACCCGCCCAAUCCCAGGCCCCUCCUGCCGUCGCCUCCUCCUCCUCCUCCUCCUCCGGACCCCCAGGGCUGAGGGGUACCCCCCAGCGCUCAUCCCUGUCCCACCAAACGGGGGCGGGGUCCUUUCCCCCCACGCCCCCCCCCUCCGAGGCUGCCCCCCAGGGCGGGAAGGGGCCCGGGACGCUGGACUCCGGCCCGUCCAGGAAGGGCUCGGCCGCCAGCCUCCCCGAAUCGGACCCGGCCAGAUCGCGGCUCUCUUCUCACUUGUGACCUCACAGAGUCCCCCGGGGGGGAGGAGCCAGCCGUCCUCCAGCCUUAAAGGAAUCCCCGCCCCCCUCCUCUUAGACCCCGCCCCCUUGACCCCUCCCAUCCCCGCCACGCCCACGGUCGUUCGAUCUGAAUGUAUUUGCGUUGCGACAGUGGCGAUGGGGGGGGGGGCAUACGGAACUCAAGAGAUGUGUAUGGCUCACGGCUGGUGGGUCAAUGGAUUAAUCAGACGAAUGCGGGGGGGGAGGGGGGGUUUGUGCAUUGCGACUCACCUGGACACGCAAACAGGACCUCUUCUGCAGUCCCUGUGUCAGAUGCUGCCUUCCUAAUUUGUUUUUCUUUAUUGUGAAACAUAUUCAAAAAGUGUAAUGUAUAACGUAGGUGUCAUAUGCUGUAUAAAACCCCAAAACAACGCGAUGGGGCCUGCGCAGGGCGGCGGUGACGACGGGGAAAUUUAACGCUUCGCAAAAAGAGUUUAUUUUUUGUGUGUGUGUGUGGUUUUCUUGUAGAAGCUAUCUUAGGUAAAUAGCGCUAGAGUUUUACUCACGACACUCACGCGUUUUACUCGCGCGUUUGAAGAAGCAGAAAAAAACAACAAACAAAAAAAAACAAUACAAUGAUGUUUUAGACCGCUGGUCGAUCUUAAGUCGCUGUGUACAUGUAAAACAGGAAGGGAGAAGUAAAUACUUAGCUUUCUUUUCAUUUUCUCCAGACCAAAGUGGAGCAGGAACACAAAGUCUGGUUUUCAACUGGAGGAAAAAAAAGAAAACAGAAGAAAAAAGGCCAUUUAUUUAACUGCCUUGAUUCUUGACUUUAGAAGCCAUAUUAUUGGUUCGCGUGUGUGUGUGUGUGUGUGUGUAUGUUUGUGUGUGCGUAUGCAUGUGUGUUUGUAUGUUGUAUGUUUUCUCUGUUUUAAAAAAAAAAAAAACAGAGUUGAGCAUUAUUUCUAUUACUUGAAUUCAUGUCUGGUCUGUUCUCAUUUCUUAAGAAGCUAUUGACACUGUAACUUGAGUUCUUACGAUCAAAUGUGUUUAUGAAUCGACGUAUGCAUGUAUAGCCCUAAAAAUGGAUAUGAAUAUUCUGCAAUACAUCCGCCCUGCCUUACAUAACGUACGUUGCUUUAAAUAUCUAUGGAAUUAUGUUUUUGUAGAAAUUAAGAAUACGUGUCUUUAUAUUGUCAUCUGUUGUAAGGUGUUGUGAUGUAGGGUCUUUGUAAAACUUUCCCUGAGAAGUAUGGCAGUUCUUCAGAAAGGUCUGGUAGGAGUUAAAACUCACGACAAAGUUUUUUGGUAUCAACCUUUGACUAAUUAACCGCAGUGGCUAAAGGUGUGGCUUCGCACUUUCGCAAAGCCUGUUUGAAAUUUCCUACGCGAAGAAGACUUUCAAUUCAAUUCGGCAGUUGGAUUUCCAUUUUGGUCUGCCUCAGUCAAAAAAGGGUUUUUGAUAGACGAUUCCACUUGAGCUGAAUUCAUCUGGCUGUAGGUUUCUUCCAGCCUCUCUAUGAAUGUUUUCAGCAGCUCAGGUGUGCUUCAUUUGAGGUAUUUGGUCAGUUCAAAGACUCACAAACAGCUGUAACCAACUGUAAAAAUCUCGGAAUUCUGUUCAGGAUGGUUUCAGCGUCUCGGACUAGCAUGGUUUUCCGGGCCGUUUGAGUUCCGUAAAUGCUCGUAAAACCGUUUGGGGAAACCCUUUUUUUCCAGGAAAACCUUUGAGGCAAAACAUUUAAAGAAUUUGCCAUGUUUUUGACGGACGUGUGUGUGUGUGUGUAGAAGUAGUAGUAUUGUACUAUUAUAGCACCAUUCCAAAGUAUGGACUGCUGGUCAAAGUCCUGUAUUCAAACGAACUUAUACUUUUUUUCCCCAUAAGUUUUGUUACGUUAACAUUCGUUUUGUUUUUUUAAAACUUUUUUUAAUGGAUUUUAGUCUUCUGAAGGUUGGGGUGACCUUGAAAUGAACUUCAGAUGUUGUGUUAAAGACACAUAAAGACAAACUCAACGCUUUAGAUUUAGAUUUAGAUUUGCCACAGACCUGUUUCAAAGGAGAUGCGUUCUCCAGAUCCCCCACCCCCCAUCCCCCACUAGCUGCUUCUCACUGAAGUUUUUCCCGCUCUCACUAACGGACACUUUUUAGAAUUCUACCGUUUGAAAGUUUGACGGACAGUUGCACUCUCCUGGCCCGCUUCCCGGGCCUUCUCAUGCUCGCGUUACACGACGCUGACAGAUGCUAGCGAUACGCUGCGCUCCUCGGAGCCGAGAAUCUGCUGCUCUCCUUCCCUCGCGCUGGAGCCCAGCUGGUCCCCGGUCCCAGAGGCAGCCUGUUUGAUCCUGGCCACUGAGCCUCGGGGGAAAGGUCAUGUCUUCAAAAAGCCGCGGCUCCAUAAAGUUCUCUUCUGUCGUAGACACAGCUUCAAACGCUCGUACUUUACCGUUGGUUAUCUUUCUGCUGCCGCUUCAGUGGCUUUGUUCUGAGUGCGGUCACCCACUCCCCCCCCCGCCCCCCACCGGAACCAACAUCUGAAGGUUGUUGGUUCACUCCCCCAGCUCAAUAAAAAAAAAAUUUUUUUUAAACCAAAGAAAUGCAAACUGUGUUCAUCACUUGCCUGUAUUUUUUUUAAAUCAAUGUUUAGGCUUCAGUUGGGUAUGAAUCCUGCAGUUAAAAUAUGGUUAAAAUAAUAGAUUAAAAUAAUGGAUUAAUUUCUUUGUUACUGAAAGCAGGGGUUCCCAAAUUUUUCAUACCCCCUAAAAUAGCCACCUCUAGUUGAGGACCUCCCUCCUUAAUGAUGGAUGCUUUUUGUCACUCCGUCUUUCGGAUGAGACGUUAAACCGAGGUCCUGACUCUCUGUGGUCAUUAAAGAUCCCAUGACACUUAUCGCUAAGAGUAGGGGGUUCCCCGGUGUCCUGGCCAAAUCCCAGAUCUGGCUCUCGCAAAAACUUGCCACUAAAAAAUCAUCCCCAGAUUUAAUUGGCUAAAUAAAUGUUCUCUCCCUCUCCAUCUUCGCUAAUGUGUGGUGAGCGUUCUGGCGCAAAAUGGCUGCCGUGCAUCACCCAGGUGGGUGCUACACAUUGGUGGUGGGUGAGGUGAGUUCCCCUUCACUGUAAAGCACUUUGAGCAUUUGGAAAAGUGCUAUAUAAAUGUAAUUAUUAAUAAUAAUAAUAAUAAUAAUAAUAAUACUUUAUCUGACUCCCACUAAAGGCUUCAAUGCAGUGGGUAUUUAGCACACUAAAACGUGGAAACAUCUCUAAAUCAUGAUGUCACGUCCUGUAUCUGCAUAUGUCAUUUCCUGUAAGACACAUGACUAUUUAUUUCUAUAUAUUUAGUACUAUGUAUAUACCCAUGAUAUGUAUCAAUGUUAUUUUUUUUAUUCGGAGGAUGAAUAGAAUGUAGAAUUUCUGAAAUAUGUGAAUAUAAACACAAAUAUUCCCAAAAAGGGGAAGACAUUUUCCAAUUUUAUUGUGGAAAUUUACGGUAAUCUGGCAGUUCUGUCAGGGUCUCUGGGAGGCUCUAGAUCUCAGUUUGGGAACCCCUGCCAGACAAUCCCCACCGUGAUGGAGAUUAGCCCUGGAUCACAUUUCGGAAAAAGACUGCGGGACACUCUGAAAGGGUGAGGAUUCCUAUCUUGUGCGAAACGAACAGACCUAGCCGCCGUGCUUACGUAUUAAGCAUCGCUGUUAAAUUGAGGAUUUUUCUUCGCCAUCGUCGAUCACACGCCUAGUCGAAACUUAGUCCUAUUCGCGAGUGACACGUGUGGAUUUAUCACUGUUGCCGUGGAUACGUUGCAAUACUUAGUUGAUUUUGGUUUUGUGCAAAGGAGAAAAAACGUACGAACGGAUGCAAGUUGCAUGUUGAAUAUUCCAGUAUUUUACAAUAACGUUAAAUGGUGAUAUUGUAUGUCGUAUUAAUAGUUCAGAUUAGAGUGUAGUUAAGUAACAGUCAGAUUUAGUUUAAUUUCUAUUGUAUAGUUUUUAAAAAUAAGCAAACUGUUUUUAACAAACAGUGACAUGAAAACAUGAAACAGCUGUGCCAUCACAUACGAUUACUGGCUGGAGUCCAGUCAGUGUAUAAAGCAGUCGGGUUGUACUUGCCUUCUCCUUUGCAUUAACUCAAACAUCAUCUUAACAAAAUAAAGUUUUUUAGCUACUUGCUCACAUUUCUUUCUAGCCACCCCGUUGUUACCAGCACAUAUUAAUGUUUAAAAAUAACUAUUUCACCCAUUUUCAUUUUUUGAAGUGCAAUAUGACCGUGUAUGUGUAGAACUUAUGUGUAUCAAUCCUGUGGGGACCCCUUCAAAAUGUUUUUCUUUUGUCUCUUCGUGUGACUCACCUUUGCAAUAAGGCCUACUCAAUAAUUCUUUAUUAUUAUCUAAUUUAUUAUUACCUUUUUUUUUACUAUUGAUUUCAUCAAGUGACCUCAGAGGGUUGAAGUCAUGUAUUCAGAUUUUCUUGUUUUUUUGUUUGUUUUUUUUUUUAGAAAUGCAAAGUGCCUCCCUGUUACUGCUGAUAUGAUUUUGGUUGUGGGAGAAAGUUUGGGUGUUUUUUCCAGAGAGCAGUUUGUGUUUCUGGGAGAGGUUUGUUCACAGGGUCUCACGUUUAAAUUUUUUAUACAUUUUCCUGUGUUGGAAUUUGUGCCAAGUGGAGAAUUUUGCUGUAAACCUGCGCUGAACACAGUAUAGAUAAGAUCACAUCUCUCCACGUCUCAUAACCCUCGCUGCUUUUAAUCAUUAUUUAUAUGUCUGUUUAUUUGACGCCUUGAAUAAGCUGUAAUAAACUUGAUCAAUGGA
Molecule: messenger RNA, 9103 nt
Organism: Anguilla rostrata (American eel)
Lineage: Eukaryota; Metazoa; Chordata; Actinopteri; Anguilliformes; Anguillidae
Product: potassium/sodium hyperpolarization-activated cyclic nucleotide-gated channel 2-like
Biological process (GO): sodium ion transmembrane transport; regulation of membrane depolarization; potassium ion transmembrane transport
Cellular component (GO): membrane; HCN channel complex; axon
Molecular function (GO): voltage-gated potassium channel activity
Source: RefSeq, a predicted model, not a curated record